This is a messenger RNA of Peromyscus californicus insignis, 7068 nucleotides long. It is a transcript of the gene Taf4b, whose product is annotated as TATA-box binding protein associated factor 4b. Bases 406 to 3063 code for a protein of 885 amino acids. Lineage: Eukaryota; Metazoa; Chordata; Mammalia; Rodentia; Cricetidae. The transcript has 16 exons. Gene Ontology annotation, cellular component: transcription factor TFIID complex. The record is from RefSeq and is a predicted model, not a curated record. Gene Ontology annotation, biological process: transcription initiation at RNA polymerase II promoter; DNA-templated transcription. Gene Ontology annotation, molecular function: DNA binding; protein heterodimerization activity; RNA polymerase II general transcription initiation factor activity.
CGCGUGGCUAUAUAAACAUGGCUGGCCGCGGCGCGCCGCUGGCGCUGCGGAGCGCGUGUGGGUCGCCGCCGGACGCCGCGGGUCUGUAGGGUUUUGAAAUUUCUGGCGGGGAAGCGCAAGAGUUCGAGCUCCCCGAGGGUGGGAACUGAAGUGACGGCCCGAGGGAGCUGCCGGUCCGGGCGCUUCUGCGGCGGGACCGACCGGGGCUCAGGCGCGCACGUGUGGGCGCCGCCGAGGGAGUGCCGGGCGGUGUCGCCGGCCGCCGGGCCCCGGAGCGCGCGUGUGUGCCCCGGGAUGCUGCGGCGCCCGGACUGCACCCGAGUCGGCCGCCGCCGCCGCCUGCCCCGGCUCGCCUCGCCUCAGCUCCGGGAAGGGCAGCGCCGCUGCCGCUGAGUCCCCGAGGGGAUGCCGGCGGGCCUGACGGAGCCGGCGGGCGCCGCUGCUCCGGGGGUCGCCAGCGCCUCUGGGGCCGUGACCAUGGCCCCCGCCGCCGCGCUGCCGGUGCGGGUGGAGAGCACCCCGGUGGCCCUGGGCCCUGUGACUAAGGCUCCUGUCAGUGUCUGCGUGGAGUCCGUGGCGCCCCAGCCCCUGCCAUCCCCAGUGGGGACUGUAGUCACCAAAGUGGUUCCUGUCACCGCUCUUCCUAAACUCGGCGGCCCGAGGCUGCCCGCUCCUCAGAUAGUCACCGUGAAAACUCCCGGCACCACGACGAUCCAGCUGCCUGCUAAUUUGCAGCUGCCUCCAGGAACGGUUUUGAUCAGAAGUAACAGUGGUCAGUUGAUGCUGGUAUCUCCUCAGCAAGCUGUAACAGGAGCCAAGACCACAAGUAAUGUUGUAACUCCAAGGCCAGCAGUACCAGUCAACACUCCAACGGUCAAGAUCUGUACAGUGCCGAAUUCCAGCUCACAAUUAGUGAAGAAAGUGGCAGUGGCUCCUGUUACUAAUUUGACCCAGACAGGAACUACUGUGGCCACCACUGCCCCUGGUGCUUCCUCAGGACAAUCUGUGGCUGUACCUCCUGUCAAGCCAGUGAAUACUGUAACUAUCCUGAAGCCAACAAGUUUGGGAGCAGUAUCUACCCCCUCAAAUGACUCCAGUCUCAAAGCAGAGACCUCAGUAGCUGCUCAGACUAGUCUUUCUCCGACAGUGCUAGAAAAUGUGAAAAAAUGUAAAAACUUCCUUUCAAUGUUAAUAAAACUAGCAUGUAGUGGAUCACAGUCUCCAGACAUGGGACAGAAUGUGAAGAAGCUGGUGGAGCAACUUUUGGAUGCAGAAAUUGAAGCAGAAGAAUUUACUAGGAAACUAUAUAUUGAACUCAAGUCUGCACCUCAGCCACACCUUGUACCUUUUCUUAAGAAGAGUGUGGUUGCCUUAAGACAGCUUCUCCCCAACUCCCAGAGUUUCAUUGAGAACUGUGUUCAGGAGGUCUCUGGGGAGGUGGUCGUUGCCUCCUGUUCCACAACAGCAACAGCUUCUCCUGUGCUGACAAGUACAGUUGCCCCAGUCCUUGUCUCCGGAGCAGCCGCCCCCAGAACGCUGUCUGUCCAGACUCCGAAUCCACUUUCUGGUCCAGGAGGAGCAAACGCUGGAGCUGGGACACUGCCUUCCGUGGUCCCCGCUGCUGUGGCGGGAGGAACACCUGCCACUGUUGUGCUGCAGACUUCCAAACCGCUGACAACAUCGGUUCCAAAUGCAGUGACAGCAGUCUCUCUUCAGCCCGAGAAGCCAGUCGUGUCCGGGGCAGCAGUUACCCUGGCCCUUCCUCCAGUGACUUUUGGAGAAACUUCAGCUGCACAUGCUCCUCUUUGUCUUCCGUCUGUGAAGCCUGCCGUUACCUCUGCUGGGACCCAACCCGAUACACCCGCCAUUGGCACUCCAGUCCAGAUCAGACUUGCGCAGCCAGGCCCCCUUCUUCCACAGGCAGCCGGCAUUCCACAGGCCGUCAAAGUCAAGCAACUAGUAGUCCAACAGCCUUCAGGAGGCAAUGCAAAUCAAGUGACCACCAUUUCCUAUUCCUCACCAUUGACCACUCAGAAGUGUGGUCCGAAGAUGCCAGUGACUGCUAUAGUGCCUACUGCUUCCAUCAUAAAGCAAAUUACUCUGCCUGGAAAUAAACUCAUCUCACUUCAAGCUCAAACAUCUAUUCAGAACAAUAAAAUAAAAGAGAAUGGAGCAGCAUGCUUCAGAGAUGAGGAUGUACAGCAAAGUCAUCCUGAGUCACAUUACAGGGGAAAGCUACACGGUUGGAAUUUCAGUGACUUCAACCACUGCAUGAUCAAAUGUUGGAUACUAAUAUUUAAAUCUGAAGGUGAAGAUGAUAUCAAUGAUGUGACUUGCAUGGCAGAGGUCAACCUUGAUGAAGAAAAUGCCUGCAUCUUAGCAACACAUUCUGAAUUUGUUGGCACACUUAUUCAGUCAUGUAAAGAAGAACCAUUUCUUUUCAUUGGAGCUCUACAAAAGAGAAUUUUAGACAUUGGUAAGAAGCAUGACAUUACGGAACUUAACUCUGAUGCUGUGAACUUGAUCUCCCAUGCAACACAGGAGAGAUUACGAGGCCUUCUAGAGAAACUGACUACGAUUGCUCAGCAUCGAAUGACUGUUUACAAGGGAAGUGAAAAUUACAUUUUGUCUACUGAUACCAGAUCACAGCUGAAAUUUCUUGAAAAGCUGGAUCAAUUGGAGAAACAGAGGAAGGAUCUAGAAGAAAGAGAGAUGUUACUAAGAGCAGCCAAGAGCCGUUCCAAUAAAGAAGAUCCAGAGCAGCUGAGAUUAAAGCAGAAAGCCAAAGAGUUGCAGCAACUGGAGCUUGCCCAGAUCCAGUACAGAGAUGCUAAUCUCACGGCUCUUGCAGCUAUUGGACCACGGAAGAAGAGACCGCUAGAGUCAGGAAACGAGGGCCUCAAAGAUAACCCUUCUGCUUCUGGGACGUCCAGCCUAACGGCCACCAAACCAUUGCUUCGUCCAAGAAUCACAAGAAUCUGCCUCAGGGACUUGAUAUUCUGUAUGGAACAGGAAAGAGAGCUGAAGUAUUCUCGAGCCCUAUACCUUGCCCUUCUGAAGUGAUCACUCCAUUCCUCCGUCCAGACGCUCACUGUUUACUGCCAAAGAAGAUAUAGAGAGCAUUGUUGCACUAUCCUGAAAUCUACUCUGGAAAAUAGUCACCAGUAUGGAAGACCACUGUUUACACUGACAAGCUUUUUCUUUUUAAACUACAUCUUGUCUGUAUGUCCUGUGGGUUCUUGCAGAUGAGAAUUCAGAUACUUUCUGAAAGUCAGUACUAAGUAUACUUUAUACAGAAGUAUCACCUACCCACUUGCAUUUAAUUACAGCAGCGAGGGGCUCCCUCUUACAACCUGUGUUUCUGUUUGUUUUGUUUUUCACACCGUAGCAAUAAGGUGCCCCCUCCGCUACAGGCUGCAUCUAAAUGUAGGAGAAAGGAAGAAUCAGAGUGUAUCCUAUACUGAACCUGUCUCCUAGUGUUAGAUCUUAUGUCUGCAAUUAGAAUACUUAGCUAACUGUGACAGUUACUUUCUGGAAUUGAAGUGUGACAAGCCACAGAGUAGGGUCAGUAUCAACUUGGGCUAGUUGAGCUAGAAUUACAAACACAGCCAAUGGGACCGUUUAUGCCUGAGGCUGCUGACUGUCUGGCUCCCCACACUGCACUGUUCAUGAUAGCUAGUGAGGGGCAUCCUUGUCAGCUAAGUUUUAAAACUGAAGUUGCUACUGAUAUACCUCACUAAAAAUGGAAGAGCUAGAAAGUACUAGAAAGGAGUAUGAGGCCUUGCAUUCAAAUCGACAAAAGAAAAAUGAAAAUGCAUUACGAAGCAGAUGUGUGCAUCGUGUGCCCAAGGAGGGUGGCUGCACUUGGAAUGCCAGAGCUGGUCUUUGUUUUGCUGAUGGCAUAAAUAAACAAACAAACAAACAAACAUAGCUUGUAGGUCAACCAAAGAAGAAAACCUGGCAAACAUUUACAGUAUUUCAAAAGAGGACAGUUUUUAUAUUAUUUUAAUUCCCAAGUGGAAUUCUUUCUUUCUUUUGUAAAGAAUCUCUCAGUUACCCUAUGUUUAAGCAUCUAGUGCUUUUCAAAACUUGUAACUGAUGGCCAGAACAUUCUUGGACACCCUUCGAUUUGUCUACUUACGAGGUGCUCUCAGUGUCUUACCCGUGGGAGUGUGGCUCUAAAUGUGAACAGCACAUUGUGUACCACUCUCUGAGGAAGCUGCUGUUCAAAGCACCCCCCCACGCCAGUUUUUAAAUCUACCUGGGCAGGUAAUAGCUGACAAAAAAUAAUAGUGGGAUUGAAAUCACAUGCUGCAAGAAUGCCACACCCUCCCAGGAGAUAAUUAAAGGAAAAUGCUAGAGGAAGGGUUCAGGGGAAACACCUCUAGUAUAUCACUCUCCAUCCUGUUCUUCCCACAGAGUCUGUUAUGGCCAUAUUCUAUACUGUUGUAAGAGUUUAAUUGGCCACAAUUUUUGUUUUAGCAAGUUAUGUAAAAUGCCGUAAAUUAUGUAUAUGUUAAAAAGUAACUUAAGAAAUCUAUACCCAAAGUUGUUUUGUAUAUUUAAAUGCUUAGCUUUAUUUUUCUGUAAAGUGCACUGUGCUCCCACAUUUAUGUAAACUUAUUGAUCAGAUGUUUAAAAUUAUUUCAGAUCACCAUUAAAGUAAUUAUUUUAUGAUUAAAAACAACAACAAAACACACAAACUUUGCUCAGUCACUGACUUUGCAGCAGUUUUCAUUAGUAGCCAGUCCCUGAAGGACUCAGAUCUGCCUGGCAGUGAGUCUAUUAUUUACUUUGGACUAUGAACAUUUGGUUCUGGAAUCUCACUUAGAUCUAGGUUGCUUUAUCACUUCCUUUGCAAUAGUUGUAAAUUUGCCUGUUGUAUGACUCACAAAGAAAGCUAAACAUCGUUACUAUAGAAGUUUUUCUUGAUCCAUUGAGUUUUUCUUACCAAGAAUGUUUUUCAAAAUUUUUAAUAUAAAACCUUUGUGAUAUACACAUGUGUGGUGUAUGUAUGGGUGUCUUCCUCUCUCACCUCUGUAUCUUAUGUUUGAGAACAAGGUCUCACUGAGUCUGGAGCUCACUGAUUGGCCAACAGCCCCCUGGAUCUUCCUGUCUCCACCUGUGAGCUCUGGGAUUUCUGGAGCGUACCAGCAUGGCUUUUCACAUGGGGGUUGGGAUCCACACUUGGGACCUUACCCUCACACAGCAGGCACUCUAGCCACUGAGCCAGUUCCUGCGUCCUUAAUGUACGUUUGAAACUUGUGGAGUGUAUAUUACACAGAGAAAAACAAAUGUGUGUAUACAAAAUAUUCUUCCACACAGUUGACAAAAUGGAGGCUUUGAGGUGGAUUUGAUUUCCAGAUGCGUUGUCUUUAAUUUGCAAUGUGAGUGCUAUGGAUCCAACUCAAGCACUCUUACCCGCUGAAUCACCUUCCUAGCCAAAAUAGUCUCCCUUUUUCAAAAGCAACAUUGAAAAGUAUCAUAUAUAUAUAUAUAUAUAUAUACACACACAUACAUACAUAUAUAUAUAUACAUAUAUAUAUAGUGUGUGUGUGUGUCUGUGUGUGUCUGUGUAUGUCUGUGUGUGUGUUUACAGGUAUGCACGUGUGGAGGUCAGAGGACAACUUGCACAAGUUGGUCUUUAUUAUGUGGACUGGAGAUCACUUCAGGUCAUCAGGCUUGCCAGCAACUGUCCAUAACCUGCUGAUCCAUUUCACUGGCCCAACAAGCACUUCUCAAACCUAGAAAACCCUUCAAAUUUAUACAUGGCAUGUUUUGUCUCAUUAGAAUUUUGUCAAGAGAAAUUUAUUUAGAAUUAAGACUUUAGUAUAAAGACGGUUCGAGCAGAAAACACAGCCAUGUUUUUAGGAAAGUACAGGACUUAGGUACAGGCUGACUUGGACUUUAUUACUUUGUCUGUUGUAGAAUGAAUCAGUUGAGUGUGUCUGCCUACAAAUUUGCCUUCAAAAGUUCCAGUUAUAUUCUGCAGGGGGAACAAUUAUAUGUGUCACAUGUCUGAAUAUAACCUACUAGAGAGCUUUUACAUUGUACUAUUCUUCUUGUGAUACUCUGUCUCACUUGUCAAUGUCUGAGACAGGCUUCUGGGAAAGCCUGUGAAGGAUUAUCUUGAUUAAGUUUAUUGCCUAAUUUGCAACACACACAGCUUGUCUCCUAGGUUCAAGCUGGCUCCACUCUACAGCAGGUUCUUGGUGGUCAUCCCAUGGUACUGACAUCUUCAAAAUGCUGGGAUCUCUGCAACUUGCCUGUAACUUUGCCAGUUAGCCUCUCGUGGCUCUCCUCGAGGACUCUAAUGCUGCCACAUAGUGCCAGGCCUCAACUUCUCUCCAUGAGACCUUCUAUCCUGGGUCUCUGCAGCAACUAAGUCUGUGCCAUCGCCAGUGGCCUCUCCUCAGGGACUGUAGCCCCACCACACAGUACCAAGACUCAGCUGCUCUCCAUCAACACUUCACACCUUUAAAACCAGUAUUACUGAGUGACUCUUACACUACCUACAUCAGCUAACAGCAUAUGAUACAUCCCUGGAUGCCUCUGGAACACAGCUUCUGUGUGCCGACCCAGAGGAAACACUUCCAGAAGAUGUCACCUCAGUGAUGCCAGUCUCCUCUUAAUCACUGCUGAUUUCUCAGCUCCAGUUGACCAGUAUCAAUUGUCACAGCAAAACAAAGGUUUCCCGUUAGUGGCUCUGGUCUCUUAUAAAUCACAGCCAAUUCUGUUGGCUAGUUCUAUGUGAACUGGACACAAGCUACAGUUCUUUUUAGAAAAGGGAACCCCAACUCAGAAAGUGCCUCUACCAGGAUUGCCUGUGGUGCACUUUCUUGAAUGAUGAUUGAUGUGGGACAGUUCGGCUCUGCGUGGGGCCACCUCUGGACUGGCCCUGAGUGCUAUAAGAAAGCAUGCUGAGCAAGUCAGUAAACAGCACUCCUCUGGCCUCUGCUUCAGCUCCUGCCUCCAGUUGCUGGCCUGUUCCUGCCUUGACUUCCCUCAGUAAUGGACUAUGUGAUAUGGAACUGUAAACUGGAAUAAACCCUUUCCUCCUCCAACUUA